GAUCCCCUGAAAGGUGCUGUAUACAUCUAAGUUAACUUAGAUGUAAAAGGAAGCUCUGGAUGGUUAGAAAUACGUGGCGUUGUGAGCAAGUGGCCAACAGAGGGCGACGAACCACCCGGAAAGCCAAGCUAAAUCACAAUCCUCAAGACUCAACAAUGCAAGUUCACAAUCUAUGGAUGAUCAUCUCCGCCAGUCAAAAAAAAAAACAUGUACAGGGGGGAAAUGAUUUAAAAAUAAAAAAAGUACUGAAAAUCGGAUGAGAAAUGCAUGUAGUGUUUAAAGGUGGCCAACAGAGGGCGACAAACACCACCCAGAAUCCAAACCUAACUCCACCUUCACAAGGACUCAAGAAUACAUGUUAAAAAUCCACACCAGACUUGAGUCAUUAUCUAAAAAUGCAUCUUAACAUUAACGCAGACAUUUAAUUCAGUGUUUACUGGUGCGGAAGAGAAUCCGUGUGACACGUUUGAAUCAAUCGUUGCUGUACGAUUGAUCGGCUCAGGCCGUGCGAGGUCGCACGUCGCCUUCACAGCGGGACCACUGAGGCUAAUUUGCAAGCAUCCACCGCGACGCGAGAUCCAAGUGAGCAAACGCUUGCUCUUCCUCGCCGUCUGACAAGAGGAGGAGGGUCGAGGGCGGAGAGAAAGCGAGGGAGGGAGGAGAAUCCGCUCGGAAGGAGGCAAAGAAGCGAAAACGCGCAGGAGGAUGCUCAUCCAAACCAGACCAUCAGCUCGGAGUAACACUAAAAAUAUACACUGUUCUCCUUGAAGGGCAACAUUCCUACUUCUCUCUGGUAUUUUUUAUUUAUUUUUUGGUGGGGGGGAGGCGGGAUUCCAGUUUUGAAGACCAUGAGUGAGGCCAAGAAGAGCGAGCUGGCCAUCCGGGAUGAAGCCAUCCUGCACCAGCAGCGCCGUCUCAAGCAGGCCACUCAGUUCACGCACAAGGACUCGGCUGACCUGCUGCCCCUGGACGGUCUCAAGAGACUGGGCACGUCCAAAGACCUGCAACCCCACAGCAUCGUGCAGCGGCGCUUCCUGGAGGGCAACAUCACGCGGCUGCGGGGCGAGGCCCGAGACCCCGCCGCCCACGUCCGCUCCCCGCUGGCCGGCACUGCCGGCGAGGACGAGGAGGACGAGCCGGCGGACGGCGUGGACGAGAGUGCCGACGACUCCUCGGCCGAGGAGAGCGAGAAGAGUCUCCAGUCGGACGACGACGAUAGCGGCGACGCGGCGGCGGCCUCGGAGACGACACGCCUCACGACUCUGCUCGUUCACUGCAAGUGCUGUGAGAGUGACGUGAAGGUUUCUUUAAACACCAGCAGUGCGCACAACCGCAUCUCGCCAUCCUGCUGCCAAAGGCUCGGCCUCUCGGCAACCGGCCGGGACGGAAGCGGCUCGGUGAGCGGUCUCAAGCUUCAGCUGGGCUCCAGGACGAUCCAGUGCUCUGCUUUGGUCCAAGGUACCAAUGACAACAACUUUAAAACGUAUACUUUGUUGAAGAGCUUCAAAACCCGUGCGCAUCUUUUCCCUCAAAGAGGACGAGUUGAGCGAGCUGAGCCUCGGCCUGCACACUCUGCUCCGACUCAGAUGCUGUCUGGACCUGAACCGCCGGGUCUUGAAGCUAGGGGGCGUCGUCGAGGAGCUUCCCUUCUUGAGUGACGACAAACUCGGCAGCGCAAAGAAGGUGUGAGCGCCCCCUGCGGCCGUGCUCGCGUCAUCGUCGUCGUCGCGGCGGAAUGGGAUCGCCCGGGCUGUCGGACCUCGUGUGUUGCACGUCGUCGGACGAGCAUUAGCCGCUGAAAAAUUACCCUCGUUGGAUGAGCCCAUGUGUGUUAAUUGGAGCUUUUUUUUUUAAUUGACUCAAUUGAGGUCAUUGAGCAAAAAAGGGAAUUUUUGUGAUUGGGCUUCAAUCAAUUAAUCAAUUUUUAAUUACAAAAGGUACACAAAUCACUUGUUAAAGCGAUAAAUUCAUGUUUUCUGAUUGACUUUUUUCCUCGCCUGAAUGUUUAAUGCAAAGCGAAAUAUGAAUGAGCAAUUGUUAGCUUAGCCUAGCCUUGCUGAGCAUUAGACCAAAAAACACACUGCCAAUGAGUCAUGAGCUUUCUGUCAAUUCUACGUUUUUGACAAAGGCGAGCUAACUAGCAGUGGGCUAUGCCAAGCUAACGACCGCCACGACACACUCAGGCAGGAAGCGGCUGCGCUCGGGAAAAGGCAGAUCGAGUGUUUUGUCCUCCCGCUACCUCCUUGUCACACAAAGACAAAAUCAUUUUAAAAAGCAAUUAGCGGUUUGUUAGCAUCGACAUGCUAACGGGUGUCCACGUGAGCUCCUUGAGCCAGUCGCACACUUGCCAACCUCGUCCUUUCAUAUUUCUCAAACCGAUUCAAAUUAUUCAACACAUUCAGGAAUCCUAGGAACUAUUUUUCACAUUCCCAAAUUUUCAUUUCCUUCACAAAAGGAAAAAUUCAACAGAGAUGUUUGCCAAAUUUACAGUCUUUCUUAAAAUUUCAACCAAUUCAAACCAUUCCACGAUCAAAAAGAUGAGUUCAUUCAAGGUUACUAUUGGAUUAUCUGCAAAAAUCGCAUCUAGAUUAGUUGCACUUGUUAUGAUUAUUGUCCAGUCCCAUUGAGAAGUGAUCCUUUUUGUUGCUGUUCAAGAUCAUGCAACGUCCCGCUCGGUGUGCGACUGGGUUUUCCAUUUCCUCCCAGUAAAAAUAGUCCGUCAGACGUUUAUAUCCGAGUCACACUCGGAAAUACGAAAACAUUCCACGUGCAUGACGUUGUGGCGUUCCGCAUGCAUGUUUGUGUACUCGUCUGAUGGCGUGAACCUCGGAAGUGUGUGUGUAGCGUGUGUGUAACGUGUGUUUUUCCGGCUCACACAGGAUGGAAAAAAAAAAAAAAAAAAAAAGCCGAGCUGCCAAACAAGCUGCCUUCCCACGCCGCCUUUGUCACAUCUACAAAAGCUUUGCAUCUUUUUUGUGAUCAUUUUGCGCAUUUUAGCACCUUUGAGACCUCGACGCUUUUCUUAGCCAACUUUGGACAAAGAGCGCCGCCUGACUUUUUCAUUUAGUUUUUAAGAAAAACAACAAAUAGCAUGGUAGGUUCUUGAAAACCACAGAUGUAUAGUUAAGCAAAUCAAUUAUUUCAAUAAGCUAAAGAACGGCCAAAACGAUGACAAGUCAGUCAGUCAGUUAAAUUGACGAGUAUGAUGAUUUUCCUGACAUUAAAAAAAAAUAAAAAAUCCUCGAUCUAAAUCAAUUUGAAUAUCGUGGUAAACUGAAUGUAUUUCAGUUCGAAAAGAAAAAUUCACGUAUAAUAUCGCCACCGAAAUGCGUUUACCAGAUAGGCUAACAGCUAGCCUAGCUUCUUCACUUCUUCUUUGUAUUUUGCUCCGUGGCACCAUGCUGCCUCUCGCAGGUCAGUCCAGGAACUACGCCACACUUCUGGUCUCGCGCCGAGCGAGAUGUCGUAAAAAGACCCGCUUACAUUGAUGAACACUUGCUUUACACGUAAAUGUUAAUUGUUAAACAUCUGCGGUUGGCAGAUAAUUGGCGCAAAUGCGAAUUUUUUUCGUUUUACUUUUCACCUUCCACGCUCCGUCUACCAGUGACGUUAUGACAGAAUUUUAUUUUUCGUGUUUCUUCUUGCUCUUCUUCUGUAUAACAGUAUUUUCUCUGGCAGACAAAUAAAAGAUAUGUAUUCUGGCUA
Messenger RNA from Phyllopteryx taeniolatus (common seadragon), 3705 nucleotides. RefSeq names its product nuclear receptor interacting protein 2 (gene nrip2). The transcript has 5 exons. The record is from RefSeq and is a predicted model, not a curated record. The coding region runs from base 849 to 1658 and encodes 269 amino acids. Lineage: Eukaryota; Metazoa; Chordata; Actinopteri; Syngnathiformes; Syngnathidae.